AUGGGAAGUAGUGCUUCAUCUAGAAUUAAUGAGUUUUAAAAAAUCGAGGGCGAUCUUAAAUUGACCACUCUGCCUGAAUUAGACAAAGUAUAUCGACACUUAUACCAUAGCUUUUAAUUGUUGCUUAAGACCUUCUUAAAUAUACUGAGCAACUUCGACAAAGGAUUGUAUCUUAUCAUGACUUAAUGAUGAGGAUAGUCAAAUUGCAGUCUUACAAAAAUGUCACUUUGGUUGAUGCCUUCAAAAUAUGGUAUUUGUGUUCUCUUGUGUGCAACGAUUCAAAAGGGGACAGUGUUAAAUUCGAAUGCAAAAUUGAAAACUUUGAUUAGGAGUUCGCUUCGGAAAGUCUUAAGAAACUAAUGAAUUUUGUAUGGAUUCUUAUUUAUACUUAGGGCAGUGUAGUGGCCUUUGCAAUUGAAGACAAAUUUGUUUAAGAUGAGAAAGAGUAACUGAUAAUUUGUGAUACAGGAAUUUGUGGAGAUUUUAAAUUGCAAUUGUGGCCAUUCAUCUGCUCCUCUUUCUUAAGUUAUUUGAGAUCCGCUUACAGAUUGGCACCAUUUUUAGAAGAGAAAAUUAAUAGCCAAAUUAAUUUGAUCAGGAAAUACUUGGAUGUACACAAAGCAGACAAAUUGACUAAAUCUAUCAAUUAACAGACCUUGACUCGUCUUUGCGAACAAUUGAAAUAUUUUGGCCAACUUGUGGAUAGGUAUCACUAAGAAGUCAAAACAUUCACCAAAAAAUAUAAGGAAAUCAUGGCUGAAUUGCAUCCCUUAAGUUAGGAAGUGUUGAGGCAAGAAGGAAAUCAAAAUUACAUCUUCAAUGACGAGUAAUCAAUUUUAAUUAUUUUUUUAUAGGAGAACCAUCCUAAAAUCUAAAAUAUAGGACAUAGUGAGAAAAUAUGCACCUGAGUAUGAACCCAAAGAAAAUUCCUUAAUGCAACAUGAAAUCAGGUUGAAAGAGUAGAGAAGGAAAGUAAAACCAAAAACAAAAUUGGAAAGAAGAAGAACUGAAUAAGCAGCUCUCACAUUCCCAACCACUUAUCAUUGGGUGGGUCAUGAAUACUUUGAUACUUUCUUCUCAGCCUAAUCAUUGACUUUGUCUGAAUUGGAGGAUUGUCGUGCUCAAGGAGAAGAGGCGAGAAAAAAGUUAUUUAAGAUCACUGGUGUCAAUUAAUGGAGAGAGAAUACUAUUAAAAGUGUUUUUGAAUGUCUCACUUGGAUGUUGUCUGCUGAAUUGAAUAAAAAUCUUAAAAAUUCAGAAUUGAAAUUACUUAAAGAGGAGCCUUGGAUUCAUUUUAUCGGAUAAAAAAAACACAAAUUUAAUGAUCUUUCAAAAGAAAUAGUAACUCAUCUAAAAGUAUGGUUGAAAUAUUUCAGUCCAAUCAGAUAUUAAAGAAUCUGUAAUUAUUAGUAUAAUUUUAUAAAUAUCAUAAUUUUAGUUAGGAUUUUUUAAAAAGAUAAAGAGAACUUCAAAAGAAUAAAUUCGAAUUUCAUCAUUUAAUUAGAGAUCUCCCUCCAUAGAACUAAUAUAAUGCGCUUUCAAGCUUCACUAAAAAUAUUAGAGUGAAUGAAACCUAUAUAAGCAAAAUUGAAAAACUUUUUGAAAUGACAAUAGAAAACAAUGGGAAAAUGGGUGAAGAUUUGUAUGACAACUGGUAGGAAAUCGUUGAUCAAGCUGAUUCAAUUAAAUAUUAAUUAGGAACUCCAUUUAAUGAAUUCAUUAAAGAAUUCAGACCUAAUACUUUGGCUGAAGUAGAUCAAUUACAAAUUAGAAAAGCAGAGAGAAAAUAAACCAAGCUAUCGAUUGCCUGUAUUGAAAUUUGA
Paramecium octaurelia is the source of this 1823-nucleotide messenger RNA. Lineage: Eukaryota; Ciliophora; Oligohymenophorea; Peniculida; Parameciidae. The record is from the annotation of a GenBank genome assembly.